AUGGGUGACAAAGACAAACUGAUUUCUGACGAGCCUAUCGAAGAUGACGUUCGAUCGGUUUCCUCAAAAAAAAUCCGAAACGAGGAGCCAAACCUGAGAGGUCCCUGGUAUUUGGAAGGUGGUUUUCUACUGUUCUGGGCACUCCUGUUCGCGGCUGUGGUUUUGCCACUCUUUUAUAGCAUUCCCAGAGGUUUGACCAUCGAGGAUGCCAACAAGGGCGUCUUCAUCGCCGAGCGGGCCCAAAACAAUCUUUACAAACUAGCCGAAAUCGGAACCAAAGUAGUUGGCAGUGAUAACAAUGAGAACAAAACGGUUGACUACCUGUUGGGUCUAGUGUCGCAGAUACAGGAGAAUUGCCUGGACGACUACUUCGACGUCGAAGUCGAUUUGCAAGUGGUCUCGGGAGCCUAUAUUCAUUGGACCAUGGUCAAUAAGUACCAGGGAGUGCAGAACAUUGUCAUCAAACUGAGUCCCAAGAAUACGACGAGUACCACUUACCUGCUAGUCAACAGUCACUUUGAUUCCAAGCCGACGAGUCCAUCUGCCGGCGAUGCUGGUCAGAUGGUGGUCGCCAUCCUGGAGGUCUUUCAAGUGAUGUGCACCACCAAGCAAAACAUCAGACAUCCAGUCAUCUUCCUACUAAACGGAGCCGAGGAAAAUCCUCUGCAAGCUUCGCAUGGCUUCAUUACCCAACACAAAUGGGCUCCAUACUGCAAGGUGGUUCUCAAUUUGGAUGCUGCUGGCAAUGGCGGCAAAGAUAUAGUGUUCCAAACUGGGCCUAAUAGCCCCUGGCUCGUCGAAACAUACAAAAGUAGUGCUAAGCACUACCUGGCUACCACAAUGGCUGAGGAAAUCUUCCAAACUGGAAUCCUGCCCUCGGAUACUGACUUUGGCAUCUUUGUAACUUAUGGAAAUCUUAUUGGUUUGGACACGGCCAAGUUCAUCAACGGUUUCGCCUAUCAUACCAAGUAUGAUCAAUUCUCCAACAUUCCCAGAGGUUCCAUACAGAACACGGGCGAUAAUCUGCUUGGUCUGGUGCGAUCCAUUGCUAAUUCCACGGAACUGGAUAACACAGCUGCUUAUGAGACGGGACAUGCCAUCUUCUUCGAUGUCCUGGGACUGUACUUCAUUAACUACACGGAGAGCAAUGGCGUGAUUCUAAAUUAUGCCGUGGCUGGAGUAGCACUUGUCCUGAUUUUCCUAUCCAUUUGGCGCACUGCUAGCAUUUCCGAUGUAUCCCUUGGAUACGUUCUCUGCUGGUUCAUUUUGAUCCUUGUACUGCAGAUUAUUGCCUUUGUACUGGGUAUCGGCCUGCCCAUAGUAGUAGCCUAUGUGUUCGAUAAGUACGGACUAUCCCUCACUUACUUCAGCACUCCGGCCCUGUUGAUCGGCCUCUACAUUUGCCCGAGUCUCUUGGGACUGAGCCUGCCAUCGUACUUUUACCUGAAGUUGCAAAAAAAUAAUAAGGUUGCAUUUGCCCAGCAACUGCAACUGGUUCUCCAUGGACACGCCACAGUGCUGGCUCUUCUGGGCAUUGGAUUGACCGUCUAUGGUCUGCGUAGUGCCUAUGUGACCACCUGGACACUCAUCUUCUACGCCAUUCCCUUGGCCAUUAAUCUGCUGACUACUCUGCACGAUCGCGGCUUCUCGUGGACUGGUGUGCUCAAGAUAUUCCAAGUCGUUCCGUUCCUGUACAAUAGCUAUUUGAUUUACUGUUUCAUCGUGACUCUGAUACCCAUGAUGGGUCGUUUCGGCAGAGCAACCAACCCGGAUUUGAUUAUUUCGGCUUUGUGUGCUUUGGGAACCGUUUUGGCAUUGAGCUUCGUGAUACCCCUAAUUAACAUGUUCCGACGCCCCAGCAUGAUCCUGUUCGCCUUGUUGGCCAUCAGUGCUGUGACCAUGUACACGGCUUCCUCCACUCAGAUUGGUUUUCCCUACAGACCAAGGACCAAUGUUCAGCGACUGCCCUACCUGCAUGUACGACGAAUCUUCUACGAGUACGAUGGCACGGUUGUGAAGGAUGACUCCGGCUAUUUGUUCAACUUCCAGGAUCGUCGGGGAGCAGCUCCCCUCAAGCUCUCCACGUUGAACAUGACUGGAUUGGUCAGCAUUGCUACGGACUGCACUACGGUUAUGAUGUGCGGAUAUCCUCUAUAUGAUCACCGAUGGGUGAAGAAUCGUCUGCAGAUAAUGUGGCUACCACGAGAAGAACAAAUUGUUCCUCCCUCUGAGCCGAAACUUGAGCUUUUGGCCAAAACGGAAGUGGGAAACAAUACAGUGCGCUUGGAUUUCCGGGCAAACACUACAGAUCACGCCAGUGUUUUCAUCCAGCCCUAUGAAGAUGUUUCCAUUGUAAACUGGACCCUACCUCUGAGUUACAUUGGCCAACAGACGGCCUCCCAUCUUUAUUUCUCAUAUGGCAAGGACAACUCGCCAUUGACUUUCUCUGUUGACUUUUAUAAACUCGAUGAUGACUUCGAAGUACCUUUGGGCCAGUUCGGAUUGUCCAUCCAUUGGAUUGGCAACGAAGGCGAUACAAUAAGUCAAACUUUUGCCCAGAAGAUCCCAUCAUUUGCUGCCCGAGUUGACUGGCCAGCUUUCUACCAGCGGUACAUUUUCUAA
Molecule: messenger RNA, 2622 nt
Organism: Drosophila santomea
Lineage: Eukaryota; Metazoa; Arthropoda; Insecta; Diptera; Drosophilidae
Product: endoplasmic reticulum metallopeptidase 1
Exons: 11
Coding region: 1-2622 (873 amino acids)
Biological process (GO): proteolysis
Molecular function (GO): metalloexopeptidase activity
Source: RefSeq, a predicted model, not a curated record